AUGGCAACGCCUCAUGCAGUACGUGAAAAAAUAGUGGACAUGUUUUUGAGUGGACGUUCUUACGGGGAUAUCUCAAGAAUUGUUGGUGUUUCUAAAUUCACAGCCUACUCCAUAUGUCAGAAAUUUACAUCCACUGCAAAUUUUGAUCGAGAAACUGGCGGUCCAACGGAAUGUUCGAAACUCUCUCAUAAUGUAUUACAGCACAUCGAGUACUACAAAAAAUCUCAGCCUAGUAUUUAUUUGAAAGAGAUUCAAAACAAACUGGUGGUCGACCGAGUCUGCGCAGGGGAGAAUGUUCCCAGCAUUACGACUAUACAUCGUGGUAUAAUGCAGCAUUUAGGUAUGACACGAAAAAAAAAUACCAGUGUUGCUGCAGAGUCCACAACAGCGAGAAACCAUGAGUGGAUGCUUGACUUUAUGGAAGCUAUUACAAAUUACAAUGUUAGACAACUGUACUGGCUUGACGAAUCACAUUUUGUAGAGCCAGCACUAAGAGAUUUACUACGUAGACAGGGAGUUGAACUAAUUUUUCAGCCUCCAUACAGUUCACAGUUUAAUGUUUGUGAACUCUGCUUCCGCUAUGUAAAAAUUUGCCUGAGAGGAAAUGUGGAGUAUUCUUAUCGAUUUACUGAACUUGCUGUUGCCGAGGCAAUUAGGAAAAUUGGUCCUGGUGCAUGUCGUCAAUUUGCUGCAGAGUGUGGUUAUAUAUAA
This is a messenger RNA of Saccoglossus kowalevskii, 711 nucleotides long. RefSeq lists its product as uncharacterized. Gene Ontology annotation, biological process: regulation of transcription by RNA polymerase II; anatomical structure development. NCBI's taxonomy places the organism in Eukaryota, Metazoa, Hemichordata, Enteropneusta, Harrimaniidae. Gene Ontology annotation, molecular function: RNA polymerase II cis-regulatory region sequence-specific DNA binding; DNA-binding transcription factor activity, RNA polymerase II-specific. The record is from RefSeq and is a predicted model, not a curated record.